AUGGCGUCUUCAUCACACUAUAGGUCUGAUGAUUCUGAUGACUUUGAAGAUGAUGAUUUUGAAGAUGCACUUGAUGAAUCUUUUAAUGCAAUAUUUGAGCAAAAAUUCGAAGAAGCAUAUGAAGAGAUCAUCGAACGUCUUGCAACCGCCAAGAAGAAAAAAAAGAAAAAGGCAUACAUUGAACGAGAACGGGAACAAGGUCAAAUCCGGUUAUGGAAUGACUACUUCUCGGAAGAUGCAAUCUAUCCCCCACACAUAUUUCGACGCCGUUUUCGCAUGAACAAGACUUUAUUCAUGCGGAUUGUGGAUAGGCUAUCUGAAGAGGUUCCAUAUUUCCAACAAAGACGGAACGCUACCGGUCGAUUAGGGCUGACAGCACUACAAAAAUGUACAGCCGCAAUUCGGAUGAUGGCGUACGGCUGUGCAGCAGACGCGGCGGACGAAUACUUGCGUAUAGGUGAAUCUACCGCAAUUUUAUGCUUGGAAAAUUUCACUUCAAGCAUAAUAGAAUUGUUUGGAGAUCAAUACCUUAGACGUCCCACACCAGAAGAUCUCCAACACCUGCUCGAUGUUGGAGAGUCACGUGGCUUUCCCGGCAUGAUUGGAAGCAUCAACUGUAUGCACUGGGAAUGGAAGAAUUGUCCAAUCGCUUGGAAAGGUCAAUACACCCGGGGUGCAGGAAAACCGACAAUCGUUUUAGAAGCUGUCGCAUCAUACGAUCUUUGGAUAUGGCACGCAUUCUUUGGGCCUCCAGGUACAUUAAAUGAUAUAAACGUUCUUGACCGUUCACCUGUUUUUGACGACAUAUUACAAGGUCGGGCUCCGAAAGUUAGGUAUUCUGUGAAUGGUCACAACUAUAAGUUGCCUUACUAUCUAACUGACGGUAUCUAUCCAAUAUGGGUAACGUUUAUCCAAUCUAUUAACCUUCCGCAAAGUGAAAAAGAACAAAAAUUUGCCAAAGUUCAAGAAUCUAUCCGUAAAGAUGUCGAGCGUGCUUUCGGGGUUCUUCAAGCUCGGUUUGCUAUCAUUAAAAAUCCGGCACUCAUCUGGGACAAGGAAAAGAUUGGAAAGAUUAUGAGGGCAUCAAUCAUAUUGCACAAUAUGAUUGUAGAAAACGAACGAGGUAACCGCAGUUUGUACGAUAUAUCUGGAUUCCAACAACCAGACGGAAGCAGAUCAUCACAUGUUGAUAUGGAGUAUUCAAGAGAUAUGUCUACAAACAUCAACAAUAUGAUCGGCAUUCGUAAUGAAGUUCGUGAUCAGCAAAUACAUAAACGUUUAAAAGAUGAUUUAGUGGAGCACAUUUGGAACACAAUUCCCGCCUAA
Messenger RNA from Eutrema salsugineum, 1326 nucleotides. Its product is annotated as putative nuclease HARBI1. The coding region runs from base 1 to 1326 and encodes 441 amino acids. The record is from RefSeq and is a predicted model, not a curated record. NCBI's taxonomy places the organism in Eukaryota, Viridiplantae, Streptophyta, Magnoliopsida, Brassicales, Brassicaceae. The transcript has a single exon.